Molecule: messenger RNA, 2361 nt
Organism: Truncatella angustata
Lineage: Eukaryota; Fungi; Ascomycota; Sordariomycetes; Amphisphaeriales; Sporocadaceae
Product: pectate lyase superfamily protein-domain-containing protein
Exons: 5
Coding region: 1-2361 (786 amino acids)
Molecular function (GO): polygalacturonase activity
Source: RefSeq, a predicted model, not a curated record
AUGCAUUUUCUGAUCUACGUCGCGCUUGUGCUCACCGCGACCGCUCCAGUACACGCUGUGAGCUUCGAGUCUGAUGAUAGCCUCUUGCAAAACGGUCCCAGUGCUCGACGAACUUGCGCAGGUCCGGUGGCCGGUAUCCCAACGACAUGGUGGCGCGCGGCUAUCGAUCACAAUGGCACAACACCAACUGCCGAGGAUACGACGUACGAGUAUUACCGCACAGCAACACAGUAUGGUGCAGAUAACACUGGGGUUGAAGACUCGUCCGGCGCUUUCAUUACCGCUAUUAAUGCAUGGAAUCGAACUGGUAAUACAGUGACAACAAUGCCCGCAUAUGUAUAUGUUCCUCCGGGAAAGUACCGUAUAAAAUCAUCUAUACAGAUGCUAGUUUCGACGUACUUGAUAGGUGACGCCAUCAAUCCUCCUACACUCAUCGCGGACCCUGAGUUAAAUACAGCUCCGGUAAUUCAUGGUUAUGAUAAAUAUCAAGGCGAUGGAUCCGCGACCAAAAACUUCUACAUGGCUGUUCGCAAUCUUAUUGUUGACACGAGUGAAAUUGACGCAAGUACCCGAGCUGUUGGGGUCGAGUGGUCAGUAUCGCAAGGUUGCUCCCUGAAUAAUAUAGAGGUUAUCAUGCCCGACUCUUCAAACCAUAUCGGUAUAACCAUGGACGAGGGUGGUUCUGGUGUCAUCAUCGCAGACUGCACUUUCCGUGGUGGCGCUAUCGGCAUCCAAUUGAAAAAUCAGCAAUACAAUUUCAAGAGCUUGGCCUUUGACGGCUGUGGGAUUGGUAUUAACAUCACAUCUGUCUUUGUUGCCACAUUCCAAAAUAUAACCUUUGCCAAUUGUAACUACGGUAUCAACACAAGCACAUCAGUUGGUACGAUAUCGCUUGUAGACUCGUCCGUCAGCAAUUGUAAUGCUGGGGUUAAUGCUUAUGUCUCUGGUUCUGGUCAGGGCUCUCUUACACUCGAUCAUUUUCGGACUGAUGCCGAGACUGUAGCGGUGAAGUCGUUCAAUGGAGAUGUACUACUCCAGGACUCGGUCCCUGUGGGGAAAACCUGGAUCUUAGGCAAUAUAGAUCCUGGAGGGCACUCCAACGGCAAGCUUUUUGACACUAACCGCCCGCCAGCAUUGAUUUCCGACAAUAGAUAUUUCACAGCUGUAGCACCGCAGUAUGAGCAAUACGAUGUCAGCGAGGUGAUCAGCUUAACCAGCGAUCCUGAGAAUCCCGUGUACGGAGAUAAUGUUCACAACGACGGUCCAAGUAUCAAUGCCAUACUACAGAAAUACGCCGACUGCAAGAUCAUAUUUGUGCCCCAGGGGAUUUAUGUCACGGAGGAGACCAUCUAUAUUCCUCCAGGCACACGUCUUGUGGGCGAACAACUCAGCAUCUUCGCAGGUAAUGGCACCGCAUUUUCGGAUGCUGAUAACGCAAUACCAGUUUUUCGAGUUGGUAACUCAGGUGAAAAGGGUAUUGCUCAGAUCUCGGACAUCUUAGUAGAAGUAUCAAACGUCUUGCCCGGAAGCAUUCUGAUGGAGGUCAACAUGGCAGGCAAUGAACCAGGGGACGUCGGCGUUUGGAACACGGUGCUUCGCGUCGGCGGUUCCCGGCAUUCACUGGUAAAUACCGGAUGUACCAGCUCGGACACGUCCAACUGUCGGGCAGCAUUUGCACUUCUGCACGUCACCAGUACAGCGUCUCUGUAUGCCGAGAAUCUGUGGGGCUGGGUAGCAGAUCACAGUCUAGAUGGCGACAAAGCGCAGAAUAUCGCUGUAGGUCGCGGUGCGCUAAUUGAGAGCACCCAGCCUACCUGGCUUGUCGGUUCGUCGUUCGAGCACUGCGCGUUAUAUCAGUACUCGUUGAGCAAGGCUUCAAACGUCUAUAUCGGGUUGCAACAGACGGAAGCACCGUAUUGGCAGGGUGCGGACCAGCCAAACUAUGCUCCUGCGCCAUGGACACCGAAUGCAAUUUACGGAGACCCCGACUUUUCGAAUUGCCAUGGUCAAAACGCCGCUGAGAAUGGGCAGUGUUACCGCGCUUGGGGACACUAUGCUGUUAACAGCAGCAAUGUUGUUAUUCAUGGGUCCGCUCUCUGGGUCUUCUUCAACGGAAUGAACGACAACAUGUGGCAAGAUGCCAAUUGCGAAAAGUAUGGCUGGACAUGCGAGCUUAACAUGAUAUACCUCGAUGGGGCCAAUUCGACUUAUAUGUACUCGUUGAGUACCAAGUCGACCACCAAUAUAAUCUACGACACUGCAGAUGGUGUUAAGUUAGCCACCCAGGACGAUUACGGGGGUGGCUGGGGCACGGUUAUAGCGGCCUAUCUGCGAAACACAGGUACUGCAGAAAAUGCGUGA